Molecule: messenger RNA, 1286 nt
Organism: Pelodiscus sinensis (Chinese soft-shelled turtle)
Lineage: Eukaryota; Metazoa; Chordata; Testudines; Trionychidae
Source: RefSeq, a predicted model, not a curated record
AUGCAGAUGUUCUCCGGUCAGGGGGUUCUGGAACUCAGACUGGCUGCCCGGAGCCGGGCGCCGGAGCCAGGAAAUGUGACUGACAAGCCCCCAACCAUUGACCGUGAAGUCCUCGCGCCGCUCGCCGGGCUCCGUCUCUCCGGCCUCGGGUCUGCGCCCGCCCCGGUGAGCCUCAGUGCCCCCUCCCGCCGGGCUCCCGGCCCCCGCGGACACGGCCUCUGCCUCUCUUGCCAGGACGCCACCCCCACCUCCGAGGAGCUGGAGCAGUUUGCCAAAGACCUGAAGCACAAGCGCAUCACACUGGGCUUCACCCAGGCCGACGUGGGGAUGGCUCUGGGGACUCUGUAUGGGAAGAUGUUUAGCCAGACGACAAUCUGCCGCUUCGAAGCCCUCCAGCUGAGCUUCAAGAACAUGUGCAAGCUGAAGCCACUGCUGCAGCGCUGGCUGAACGAGGCGGAGAACAGCGACGGCCUGCAGGAGCUGUGCAAUGCGGAGCAGGCCCUGGCCCAGGCCCGGAAGAGGAAGCGCAGAACCAGCAUCGAGAACAACGUCAAGGGCACGCUGGAGAGCUUCUUCCGCAAGUGCGUGAAGCCCAGCCCCCAGCAGAUCUCGCAGAUCGCCGAGGAUCUCAACCUGGACAAAGACGUGGUGCGGGUCUGGUUCUGCAACCGGCGCCAGAAGGGCAAGCGGCUGCUGCUGCCCUUCGAGGAGAGCGAGGGAGCCGCGUACGACAUGGGCCAGGCCCUGGCACACCCGGCCCUGCCCGCCGCCAUGAGUGCCCAGGCGUAUGCCCCGGUGCCCCUGGCCUCGCCCCCUCCCAUCUACCUGCCGGCUUUCCACAAGGGCGAGCUCUUCCCGCAAGCUUUGCAGCCGGCUGUCUCCAUGGGGAAUGGCAGCAACUGAGCCUGGCCACGGGGGGAGCUGGACGGAGGCGUCUCCCUGUCGGUGCUUGGCUGGCCCCCCGGAGAGAACAGCACCCCAGAGAGCCUGCGGCUGCUCCUAGACGCCUGACUCAGGGGCGGGGGGGCUGUGUGUGGUUUGGGGGAGCAGCAGCAAGCCAGGCCGAGGGCGCGGAUCCCCCUGCGCCCUGGAGCGAAGCCCUGUCCGUCCUGCUGAUGUGAAUUGCUCCCACUGCCGGGAGCCGGCUUCUCCCGCUGGGGGGGGGCUCCCCAGCUGACCUACCUGUCCUGCCCCUCCCCCGGGGGGCGGGGCCUCGUUCACCUGUAAACAGCAUGUUCUAUAUUGUUAGUUGGGAGGAGGAGAAAAAAGCCUUUUUUAGCUUUAAA